AACAGAUUUAUGAGCGCCUCAGAUACUAUGAAUAUGAAACUGCCCAAUACCCAUAAAGACUAAAAAAAUAAAAACUCAUCCAACUGCAAGAGAUAAAUAAAUUAAGAAGAAGCUGUAAUGUAUGUUUAGUUGGACGGAAAAGCUUUGUAGCGCUUCAAUGACUGAAACUACAAAGACCAUCAUUCCUUUAAUCUUAAUCCGCCGUCCCAUCUUCCUUUAUUGUGACGUAACGUCCGGGCGUGUUGUUUUCAGCCUCCGCGCACAAACGUACUGUGGGUAUAAAAAAAAAUGCACGAAGCUCAUUGGUCAGGUGUCUCCUGGCGUCAUUUCCGCUGUGCAAGUUUUCCCGGGAAAGGCGAUUGGCGCGGACUUGAUUGUUUUGGAUAGAAAGUGGAGGAUUACGGUGUCAGAAGGCUAGGGAGAUCGUUAUGGCUCCAGUAUCCACAUCAGAUAAAGAUGCCGAUAAUCACGACGGUGACGCUGGAGACUCCUGUGGGAUUGCGGUGUCGCGCUCCAGGAGGGAGAAGAAGGAGAAAACUGGGCGCAGGUCUGCCCUGGAGCAGCUGAAGAGAGCCAAGAAAGGAGAAAAAGUCAAGUAUGAGGUGGAGGAGCUCACCAGCGUGUACGAGGAGGUGGACGAGGAGCAGUACUCCCGGCUGGUCAGGGAGAGGCAGGACGACGACUGGAUCAUCGACGAUGAUGGGACAGGCUACGUGGAAGACGGGCGGGAGAUCUUCGACGAGGACCUUGAUGGGGAUGCCCUGGACAGAGCUCCCAGAGGGAAGGGGGGCGACCGGAGCACGGGCAGCAAGGAGAGGAAGAGUGUGAAGAAGGCAGCAGUGUCCAAACCCAGCAGCAUCAAGUCCAUGUUCAUGGCCAACAGUGCAAAGAGCAAGGAGAAAGAUGUUGACUUGUCCAAGGAUGACCUCCUGGGUGACCUCCUGCAGGAUCUCCAUUCUGAGAAGUCUCCUGUACUGACCCCACCGCCUGUCAUUGCUCUGAAGAAGAAGAAGCCUGCUGGGGUACCCCCGAACCCCUUCUCUGUCAGGACUCCGACUCCUAAGGCCCCGGCCGUGACGCCCAGCAGACCGGUCAGCUCCGCGGGCCGGCGCGCCGCCGCUGACCUCUGCCCCGGGGCCAGGGCGCGGAUCGCCCCCCUGGAGACCCCCGACACGGCUGACGCCAAGCGAGUGAAGGUGGAGGAGCAGGAGCUGCCUCAAGCAGGGGGUGCCGCCGCUGACCUGGUGUUUGACGAGGGGGACUUCGACGAGCCCAUGGAGGAGGGGGACGAGGGGGCUGCGGGGGGCAGCUCGACGGCGGAGGUGAAGGAGGAGCUGGAGCCGCGGGCCGCGGUGAAGGAGGAGGUGGAGCGGCCGGACGGCGCUCUCCAGCGGGCAGCAGCGGCGCCGGAGGCGUCGUGCUGGGAGAGGAUGGAGGGCGACGGGGGCACCGAGCCGGCCGUGGACGUGCAGGUGGACUCCAGCCGCCUGCCCUUGGUGGUAGGGCCGGACGGGGAGCAGGUCUUCCGCUUCUACUGGCUGGACGCCUUCGAGGACCAGUACAACCAGCCAGGUGUUGUGUACCUCUUUGGAAAGGUGUGGAUUGAGCCUGCCCAGGCACACGUCAGCUGCUGCGUCGCGGUGAAGAAUGUCGAGCGCUCGAUGUACAUCCUGCCUCGGGAGCAUAAAGUGAACCUGAAAACCGGAGAGGAGUCGGACGUCCGAGUCACCAUGAUGGAUGUUUACCAGGAGUUCAGCGAGCUGUCGGAAAAAUACAAGAUAAUGAAGUUCAAGUCGAAGAAAGCUGUGAAGAACUAUGCCUUUGAAAUCCCAGACGUGCCUUCACAGGCCGAGUACUUGGAAGUGCGGUAUUCUGCCGAGAUGCCCCAGUUGCCGUCGGACCUGAGGGGCGAAACCUUCUCCCAUGUGUUUGGGACCAACACUUCCAGCCUGGAGCACUUCCUGCUGGGCCGAAAGAUCAGGGGGCCGUGCUGGCUGGACAUCCGGGCCCCCCAGCUGUGCAGCCCCUCUGUGAGCUGGUGCAAAGUGGAGGCCGUCGCCACGAAGUGCGAGCUGGUCUCCGUGGUGAAAGACCUGCCCCCCCCUCCUCUGGUUGUCAUGGCGAUCAGCAUGAAGACCGCACAGAACGCCAAAACCCACCACAACGAGAUCAUGUCCCUGGCCGCCUUGGUCCACCAGGGGUUCCCCAUGGACAGAGCGCCCCCCCAGCCUCCCUUCCAGACGCACUUCUGCGCCAUCAGCAAACCAAGUGACUGCAUCUUCCCAUACGACUUCAAGGAGGCUGUGAAUAGAAAGAAUGCUAAAGUAGAGAUAGCUGCUACAGAGAGAACCCUGCUGGGUUUCUUCUUGGCCAAGGUUCACAAGAUCGACCCGGAUGUCAUUGUGGGUCACAACAUCUAUGGGUUUGAUUUGGAAGUCCUGCUGCAGAGAAUCAGUGUGUGCAAGGUGCCUCACUGGUCCAAGAUUGGCCGCCUGCGGAGGUCUGCUAUGCCUAAACUUGGGGGGCGCAGCGGCUUCGCGGAGAAGAACGCUGCCUGCGGCCGCAUGAUCUGCGAUGUCGAAAUCUCGGCCAAAGAGCUGAUCCGCUGCAAGAGCUACCACCUGUCGGAGCUGGUCGCACAGAUCCUCAAGACGGAGAGGGUGACGAUUCCUCAAGACAACCUCAAAAGCUACUACAGCGACUCCGCCCGCUUGCUGUACCUGCUGGAGAACACCUGGAUGGACGCCAAGUUCAUCUUGCAGAUCAUGUGUGAGCUGAACGUGCUCCCGCUGGCGCUGCAGAUCACCAGCAUCGCGGGGAACGUCAUGUCGCGUACCCUGAUGGGCGGCCGCUCCGAGCGGAACGAGUUCCUCCUGCUCCAUGCUUUCCACGAGAGGGACUACAUCGUGCCUGACAAACAGGUCUUCAGGAAGCUGCAGCAGGACCCCGGAGACGACGAGGAAGAGGUGGAUCUGGGGAAGGGCAAGUCCAGGAAGGUGAGGAAGAAGGCUGCCUAUGCCGGAGGGCUGGUCCUGGAUCCCAAAGUUGGUUUCUAUGACAAGUUCGUGCUGCUGCUGGACUUCAACAGCCUGUAUCCCUCCAUCAUCCAGGAGUUCAACAUCUGCUUCACCACUGUCCAUCGAGUGGCGCCGGGCUCCCAGAAGAGGACGGAGGAUGAGGAGCAGGAUGACAUCCCCGAGCUGCCCGACCCGGACCUGGAGAUGGGCGUCCUGCCCAAGGAGAUCAGGAAGCUGGUGGAGAGGAGGCGGCAGGUCAAGCAGAUGAUGAAGCAGCCCGAUCUGAACCCCGACCUCUACUUGCAGUACGACAUCCGGCAGAAGGCUCUCAAGCUGACGGCGAACAGCAUGUACGGCUGCCUGGGCUUCUCCUUCAGCAGGUUCUACGCCAAGCCGCUCGCAGCCCUGGUCACGCACAAAGGACGAGAGAUCCUGAUGCACACCAAGGACAUGGUGCAGAAGAUGAACCUGGAUGUGAUUUAUGGUGACACAGACUCCAUCAUGAUCAACACCAACAGCACCAACCUGGAAGAGGUCUUUAAACUGGGAAACAAGGUGAAGAGCGAAGUGAACAAGCUGUACAAGCUGCUGGAGAUCGACAUCGAUGGCAUCUUCAAGUCCCUGCUGCUCCUGAAGAAGAAGAAGUACGCGGCGCUGUUGGUGGAGUCCACAGGGGACGGGCACUACACCACCAAGCAGGAGCUGAAGGGCCUGGACAUUGUCAGGAGGGACUGGAGUGACCUCGCCAAGGACUGUGGGAACUACGUCAUUGGUCAAAUCCUGUCCGACCAGCCCCGGGACACCAUUGUGGAGAACAUCCAGAGGCGCCUGAUGGAAAUUGGGGAGAGUGUGGUGAAUGGCACCGUCCCCCUCAGCCAGUUUGAAAUCCACAAGGCCCUGACCAAGGACCCGCAGGACUACCCUGACAAGAAGAGCCUGCCUCACGUGCACGUGGCCCUGUGGAUCAACUCUCAGGGAGGGAGGAAGGUGAAGGCUGGGGACACUGUCUCCUACAUCAUCUGCCAGGACGGCUCGAACCUGGGCGCCAGCCAGCGGGCCUACGCCCUGGAGCAGCUGCAGAAGCAGGACGCCCUGAGCCUGGACACGCAGUACUACCUCUCCCAGCAGGUCCACCCGGUGGUGGCCAGGAUCUGCGAGCCCAUCGAGGGGAUCGACUCGGCGCUCAUCGCCACCUGGCUAGGCCUGGACCCCGCCCAGUUCCGCGCCCAUCAGCAGUACCAGCGCGACGACGAGAACGAGGCCCUGCUGGGGGCGCCGGCGCAGCUGACGGACGAGGAGAAGUACCGCGACUGCGAGAGGUUCAAGUUCGCUUGCCCCCGCUGCCGCACGGAGAACGUCUACGACGCCGUGUUCGAGGGCGCGGGCGAGCAUCUUCAGCCCAGCCUGAUGCGCUGCUGUGGUGACCAGUGUGAAGCCUCGCCGAUCAGCUUUCGCGCUGAAAUAAGCAACAAACUGGUGCUGGACAUCAGGCGCCACAUCAGGAAAUACUACAGCGGCUGGCUGGUGUGCGAGGAGCAGGCCUGUCAGAACCGGACCCAGCGGCUCCCCCUGGCCUUCUCCCGGAGCGGGCCCAUGUGCCCGGCCUGCAUGAAGGCCACGCUCAGGCCCGAGUAUUCGGAAAAAGCCCUGUACAACCAGCUGUGCUUCUAUCGGUACAUUUUCGACUGGGACUACGCCUAUGCCAAGUGUCUCCAGAGCGAAGAGAGAGCCACCGUCAAGCAGAACCGCUGGAGCAACCUGAGGGACGUGUACGUCAAGCUGAGGGACGUGGUGGAGCAGACCUUGGCGACCAGCGGCUACUCGGAGGUCAACCUGAGCAAGCUCUUCCAGGCCUUCGCCUCGUUCAAGUGACCCCUCGGCCUUCCCGCAGGCGCUCGGGGUGCAGCUGCAGUCGGGCCGGGUUCUCCCUCCUGCCCUCGCAGGUACCUGCCUCUCGCCUCGGUCCUGCCUGCCGGCAGCCUUGAGCCUCUGUGGGCACCAGCUCCCAGCUGCCUGCUGUAGGGCCCCGCUGUGCAGACUUAUCCACUCGUCUUUUUAAGCAAGUACACCAGGGAAUAUCCUUCACGUCCCAAUGGCAAAUCAGUGGAAUUCACUCCUGGUCCUGAAGGGCUGUAGCUCACCACCAUUUAUUUUAUUGGUAACUGUUAAUCCUCGCUGAGAAGAGACCUGGAAGCAGCAGUAACAUAAACAAAUGAAGUGAACAUAGUUGAGUCCAGGGAGGACAGGAAACUGGAAGACAUAGCAGCCUACCAGGACCAGGAGUAAAUAUCAGGGCUUUAAAUAACCCCCCCCCCCGUUUUAUUGUUUUUGGAUUUGGAUACCUCGCCUAAAAUAAAAAUAAAAAAAGUCUGAUUUCUUCCUGUUGGUUUGGUGUUUUAAAAAUGCCUUUGUUUCAGAAAAUUUGACUUCAGAAUUAUUCUGAGGUGUCCUGUAGCCCUGCGUGGCUGCUGGUGAAUCUGAAACACAGGCAGGACACUUCCAGAGCCUGCUCUGACCCAGCAAACCCAAAGGCGUCAAAAACUGCACCUUUAAAACAACACCGCAAUGGUGACUCUCCCUCAGAAGCCUGUCAUUUUGUCCACCUCUGUAUAAUCGCCGAUCACUUUGCUUUAAAAAUCCCUCUCGAAACGUUUGUGCAUUGCCCCAGGAACUUAAGAAAAUGGCCCACUUUCUCUGCCCUCCCUGAUCGCCACAGUGCGGGUCUGUAGGUCUGAAUCCGGCCCCACACUCCAGGUCCUGUAAUGUGCGAGGGUCAGAGAAAAUCAGAGAUGAAAACCGAUGGGAACAAUUGCAGCUAAAUGACAAGUGCCUGCUGGAGUAAUACCUUUUUAACAGGAUCUAGAUGUUGUAUAAUGAGUUAUGUUAUUUUUUUAUGUUGACAGUUCGGCAAUUAACUGUAAUGAUAUAAAAUUGCGCUACAAUUCAGAAGUCGUUUUCCACAAUUGGAUACUUGAUUGAAUUGCCCCUCGGAUUCAGUUAUCAAGAGUCCGUUCUGGAAGGAGGUGGAAGCUUAAUGGAAUAGCUAAGAUGCUCAGUACCUGUGAUUGAGCAUAUUGUAGGGUGUUUUUGGAAAGUGACAGUUGGGACUGAAAAUGUUUUUAGAAUCAGAGCACAGAAAGGUCCCCUUUUGUAAAAUGCAUUAAGGUUGCCUUUUGUUACGCCAGUUAAACUUUUGCAAAUUAUGUUUUUAUGUCCUGACGUUGUGUCUUUUAUUCAGUCUUUUGUAAUGCUGAAAAAAUACAAGCAUUUAAAAAGUUAAAAUUGAAAGGUAUUGAAUAAAUAAAACUGCAAAAAGUU
Molecule: messenger RNA, 6335 nt
Organism: Lepisosteus oculatus (spotted gar)
Lineage: Eukaryota; Metazoa; Chordata; Actinopteri; Semionotiformes; Lepisosteidae
Gene: pola1
Product: polymerase (DNA directed), alpha 1
Biological process (GO): leading strand elongation; mitotic DNA replication initiation; lagging strand elongation
Cellular component (GO): alpha DNA polymerase:primase complex
Molecular function (GO): DNA-directed DNA polymerase activity; single-stranded DNA binding; DNA replication origin binding
Source: RefSeq, a predicted model, not a curated record